This is a messenger RNA of Knipowitschia caucasica, 948 nucleotides long. Lineage: Eukaryota; Metazoa; Chordata; Actinopteri; Gobiiformes; Gobiidae. The record is from the annotation of a GenBank genome assembly.
AUGAGAAUAAUCCACUUAAAGCCUCCGCACUCAGACCCUGACCGCAACACGCCGGACAAACAGCCGCACGCCACUCACAUCUCCUUCAGAGAUCCCUCACACUCAGACAGCCGGUGGAGGUCCUGGGGGGAAGAGUCUGGAGGUGCUGGAGGUGAAGUUGCAGGUGUUGGAGGUGCUGGGGUGAAGGGUAGGGAGGUGAAGGUGCUGCAGGUGAGGGUCCUGGAGGUGAAGGUGCAGGAGGUAGAGGUGAAGAUGCUGGAGGUGGAGGUGCUGGAGGUGGAGGUGAAGGGUCCUGGGGUGGAGGUGCUGGAGGUGAAGGUGGAGGUGCUGAAGUUACUGGAGGUCCUGGGGUGGAGUCCUGAGGAGAGUGCGUCCAGCUCAGACAAGCUCCAGGAGUGUGAGGUUCUGUUGGAGCCGACGCUGGUUGGACCGAACCGAGCCGACGGACCCACAAAGCAGCAGUGUCUGGUGUCUGAGGAUGACGAUUGCACCACAGGGUCUGAGGUCACGGAGGACGAGGUCGGAGACGAAGAGGAGAUCAACAAGAAGCAAGCUGCGAAAAAGGCCAAAAAACCUCCACGACCGCUGAAGAAACAACUGUCCUCUCCAAACUUCAGCCGCAGAGAGAAGAACGACAAGGCUCCGGUCAAAGACAGCACCCCCUUCACAGUCAGCGUUCAGAAAAGCAAAUGGGACACGAGCCGAUCUCUGCGAUACAACCAGGACCUGCAGAGAGAGGAGGACCAGCGCAGGAUGACUGAGAUCAUCGAGCAUUUGACCCAGAUGAGGUUUGGAGACCAGGAGCCGAGAACGAGCAAAGAUCCACAAGAGUCAUCAGGAGGAAUCUACUCCAGACUCGAGGCUCAGUUCAGGAACACCAUCCAGAGACAGAACAACGACAAGAUGCCGAGAUCUAAAACUCGUUACGCUCAGAUCAAAUCCACCUGA